UUUACGCCUGUGGAGAGCAGGGCACUGAGCGCAGCAUUAAACCAUUCCCACCACUGCUUACCGGCUACAUGUGGGUGAAGAAACCUGCUGAGUGAAACCAAACAGAGGAAAGAUUCAAAACUAAGCGUUAGUUUUCACUGCGUGGUAUAACUGUACUGAUUUUAUUCAAGUAAGGCUUAAGAAGAGUAAACUAGUGAAAGUUGGAUGCAUGUGAAGAGUGGACUCAACGGCAAUGGAAUUUGUGAUCUCUUAAGCUCGAGAAAUAACGUUAUCUGUCUCGACUAAUCUGUCUUCGUAUACACCAGUUGUGGACAAAUUGGAUGUACUCAGAGAAAACAGUGAAAAGUUUCUGGCUGUAACGACAAGUAGAACAGCGACUGAAGAGUUGUACACAGCGCAAGGUGUCAUCAGUCACAGUGAGGGUGCAAGGGCAAAUGCUGUCUGAGAGGGUUUUGACAAACCCUCAUGGGAGCCAUGGGAGGAUUGGAAGUGGCAGGAAAAGUGCUCUGAACUUUCACAGCAUCGAGUGCCACCCUCUUCUGUCUACAUCUUUGCUCAAACCUGGCAACCCCCUUUUCUUGUGAGCAGUUGUGGACGGGAGCAAACUAACGUCUCAUCAUCGGUGGUCUGCAGUGGAUCAGGUUGUGUCCAGAAGGAUGCAUCUUUAAACCUAAGCUGCUGAGAGGUCAAGAGGUGACAUGCCUCUGUAAAACGCCACUGGAAACAAAUGCUCUGCUGCCAUGCCUCCGGGGAUGGUGCGUCGUCUUUCUGUGUCAGCAGUCCAAACGCUGCUGUCUGUCCUGCUGCUGGCCGUUGGCUGGCCUUUCACCUCAUUACAUAGCAGUGUUGUCCAUUCUUCUCCCUUGAGUCUUUAUCCCACCUUUGUCCGGAAUGACACUCUGUUUGAGCAUUUGGCCUUGCACCCAAACCCUAGUGUUGGUCGGGUCUAUGUUGGGGCCCGAGAUCACCUGUACCAGUUGGAUCGAUUCCUCCAACCUGAACUCCAGGACAACACUGGACCUGUCACAGACAACCGGGAGUGCUUACCUCCUGUAACCGAGAGCAACUGCCCUCAGGCUAAGAUCACCAACAACCACAACAAACUGCUUCUGGUAGACCCUUACUCCAUGGAGCUUAUUACCUGCGGGAGUGUCAACCAAGGAAUUUGCCAGAAACGUAGUUUGGAUUCUGUGGAUGUGGUUCUUUUCUCCACGGAGAGGCCAGUGGAUACUCAGUACGUAGCGGCUAACCACCCCAAUGUUAGCACAGUGGGACUCGUGGUUCGCUCUCAUCCUGACAAGCAGCCAGUACUGUAUGUGGGGCGGGGCUACACCAGCAGCCACCCACCUAUUUCCACACGAAACCUUGCUCAGGAACCCGUUUUUUCCUAUGAGGAGACUGCCAAGUUGGCUGUGGCUGGCCGUCUCUCGGAAUACGACCAUCAUUUUGUAGCAUCAUUUGCCCACCGUCAGCAUGUCUACUUCCUCUUCUACAGACGGGACCUGAAGUCCCAGUCACGCGAGUACCGCACCUAUGUCUCACGUGUUUGUUUGGAUGACCAGGCGUAUUACUCUUACGUGGAAGUACCCUUGACAUGCCGUUCCAGGGCAGGGAAAGUUUACAACCUCUUGCAGGCUGUUCAACUUGGGCUCACCAAGGACGGUGGAGUGAGCCAAGGCUCAGAAACUCUUCUUGGUGUCUUCUCCACUCGUUUGGCUUCGUCCACUCGGCCCAGUGAGGACUCGGCCCUCUGCAUGUUCGACCUCGAAGAUGUGGAUCGCAGGAUUAACUCCACCAGAGACCUGUGCUACACACAGAUGGGUAAAGAAGCAGGGGUGGAAGCAGCCUACAUUGAGUACGAAGUCAAAUCUAACUGUGCCAACCUGCCAGAGAACACUCUUGACGCCUACCCCUGCGGCUCUGACCACACCCCCAGCCCGAUGGCCAGCAGGAUCGCCGUAGAAGCAGAGACCAUAUUGGACAGCCCGUCUGCCCGUCUCACUGCUGUGGCUGUAAGCGUGAGGCCGGGACAUACCAUCGCCUUCCUGGGAGAUUCCAAAGGGAACCUGCACAAGGUGUUCCUGGGGCCAAAUGGCGAGGUGGAGGAGUACUCUGUCAUUCCCAUUCAGCUGAACACAGUUAUCAGUUCAGACCUCAUCCUGGACCAGAAAGAGGAGCAUCUCUUCAUCAUGACACAGAACAUGCUGCAGAAGAGGCCUGUGGCUGAAUGCCAGCGGAACCUAGACUGUCACUCCUGUCUGCAGGCCCAUGACCCCUACUGUGGCUGGUGUGUCCUGGAGGGAAGGUGUGUGUUGCAGUCCGAGUGUGCUCGUGGCAAACACACAGGUCAGUGGCUGUGGAGCUUUGACAUGGAGCAGCAGUGUCUGGCCAUCCAGGACCUCAACCCCUCCAACAUCAGCAGGGAGGAGAGCAGGACGGUGUCUCUGUCGGUCCCGGGACUCCCAGUGCUGGAGAAAGGCGAGUCGUACUCCUGCUUCUUCCAGGACAGCCGCAGUCCCGCCGUGGUCACCGGAAGCGGGGUCACCUGUCAUUCACCUGACACCAGCCGAGUACCCAUGGUGCCUCCGGGGCAGGACUUCGUUACAGUCUCCCUGUCCCUUCGCUUUGGCGACAUCACCAUCACGGCGGGGGAUUUCACCUUCUACGACUGUACGGCUGUUAAGCAGCUGUCUGGCAGCAUGCCUUGCCGCGGUUGUGUUCUGAGCCGAUGGGGCUGUAACUGGUGUGUUCACCAGCACUUGUGUACCCACAAGCCUACCUGUGAGGAGGGAGUGAUCAUCUACAACCAGCAUUUUAAACUCCCCACCUCAGCUCCUCCCACAACCAAACCUCUUAAAGUCAUCACAACACCCACCACUACAACAGCUGCCCUGACAACUACCACCACCACAACCACCACCACAACAGUGGCUACAACUACAACUGCAGCCCCUGUCACUGUAGCAACCACUCAGGAGCCAACAACUCCUCCUGCACCCACUACUCCACCCAUGACCACCACCAGCCCCGAGCCAACCACCCCACCCACCACCCUGCCAUCCACCACACCAGCACCCACUGCACCACCAUCCCCAGAGGUUACCACCAGGAAGGAAGAAGAGGCUGCAGCCGGAGAGCUUGUUGUUGUCACCCAGAGCGACACUGAAGGCGCCAUGGCUACACCCAGUGUGGUCACUCUAGCCAUGGAUUUAGUGCCUGUCACCAUGGCUGAUGGUCUAAGUGGAGAUCUGGACCCUGUGAUGCCUUUGAUCAUCCCACCCCAUGACACAGACUCCUCCCCGCUGGAGGUGGUGACGGAGUCGCCCACCAGCGACUCCCAGGAAGCUGAAGCAGAGCCUCCCACCUUGGCCUCAUCUGGCUUCCCUCUGCCCACACCCUUCCCUGUGGACCAACCAGAUGACUCUGAGCCCUCCCUCUACCUGGACCUGACCCAGACUCCCACUGCAGUACCUGCAGUACAAGGCUCCCAGACUGAGGCAGAAAGCCCAGGCGCUGACCCAGAGGUGCUCCUCUGGCCAAACGAAGAAACAGAUGUCCACACUGAGAGUGCCGCCCAACCAGAAAAUGACACAGCCACAUUUUCAGCUGCGACUGUGUUGUCAGGUGAUGGUGAGGUUGACCACGCACCCCCGUCCUACCCCCACCUGCUGGACUACCAAUAUGAUCCAGCUGACACCUUCCUGCCGGGAGAUGAGGGCUCCUAUGUCAGCUGGGGUUCCUCAGCUUGUCCCUGUGUGGAGAAGGUCCAGGGUUCGUCACUGCUCCCUGUCAGAGUGGACAGGAAGAUCACCUUAUUGGCUCACAACCUGCACCUCUAUCAGGACACAGAGUUGGAUUAUGAGUGUGUGUUGGUCAUCGAAGGACAGACGGUGGUGGUGGAUGCCUAUGUGGAGACUGAUGAAACCAACCCAACCACCUUUGACAUCACCUGUCAACUACACCAGUACACAUACUCUGCCCCAGUGGAGGAAUACAAUGCCAUGGUGUAUGUGAAGAGGAGGGACACCUUUCACGUGGACAGCUCUCCUGAUCUGUAUGUGACUCUGUACAACUGCUCUGUGGGCCGCUCAGACUGCAGCCGCUGCCAUACAGCUGACGAUAAGUUGGGCUGUGUGUGGUGUGGUGGUGCUCACGCCAGCUGCUUGCAUUCAGACUCCUGCAGCGAACCCGUACAGCAGACGUGCCCCGCCCCUGUCAUCCACUCUAUUGAGCCACUUUCUGGCCUGCUGGAAGGCGGCACCAUGGUGACCAUCUCAGGCUCCAACCUGGGACAGAAGGCAAAGGACAUCCUCAAUUCUGUGUUAGUAGCUGGGGUUCCCUGCACUGUCAUCCCCAGUCUCUACGAGGUCUCCUCCAGGAUUGUGUGCAGGACCGAAGCCAGUGGAGGAGAGAAGACGGGCCAUGUGUCUGUUGAAGUGAGCGGAGGAGAGUUUGGUGUUUCCAUCCAGACAUUCAGCUUCCAGGACCCAUUUGUGAUGGGGGUAUCUCCUGAAAGGGGGCCCAAAGCCGGAGGAACAUCCCUGACAAUCACUGGCAGAAACCUGCUGACAGGACGUCCCUCUGACCUGACUAUCACUGUGGGAGGGGUGCCGUGUGACAUUGUGUCGGAGGUGCAGAGUUCCAGUGUUCAGUGUGUGACAGGCAGCAGCAAUAAGACUGGAGACCACCGGGUCACCCUGCAUUACGGCAACAGCCAGCGCCACCUCCACACUUCAGCCUAUCACUACACCCAAAACCCCAACAUCACCUACGCCACACCAGCAAAGAGCUUCCUUGACGGUGGACGGCUGAUCUUUGUGACAGGCCACAACCUGGACGUGGUGCAGGAACCACAGAUGGUGGUGACAGUCUCUUCCUUGGAGUCGGUCAGCCAGAAUAAAAGGAGGAAGCGAAGGAGUAGGAAGAGAAGGAGUGGAGAGCAAGGGGAGCACAGGGAGAAGACUUUGGGAAGGCCAGCGAGAAUGGUUCCUGAGCCUGUCUGUCCCGGAAACCCACUCUGCUCCGUCAAACAGCAGUUCACUGAGCACUGUGAGGUGAACUCCUCUUUGCUGAUCCUGUGUCGCUCUCCCAUGGUGGACUCCUCUGUCUGGGGGUCAAAGGUCACUGUGGAGUUUCUGCUGGACAACCUGCGCUUCGACUUCAGCACUCUGAACCCCCAGACUUUCAGCUACGAACCCAACCCUGUCCUGCGGCCCCUGAACCAGCAAGACCCUCUGAAGGCCUACCGCUACAACCCUGGCAGCUUCAUCCAGCUGGAGGGGGAAAAUCUGGACCUGGCCAUCACUAAGGAUGAGGUAAUAGUGUUGGUUGGGGAGGGUGUGUGUGCUGUUAAGACCCUGACCAGAAACCAUCUGUACUGCGAGCCGCCGCCUCAGCAGCCUGCGCCUGUACCCAACGGCAAGAAGCGUGAGGGCUCCGACAAUCUACCUGAAUUCACUGUCCAAAUGGGCAACCUGAACUUCUCUUUGGGUAAGGUUCAGUAUGACAACCUCAGCCUGUCCACCUUCCCUCUGGAGGCUCAGAUUGGAGUUGGGGUCGGGGCGUCCAUAGUGGCCCUCAUCGUUCUCAUCAUCGUGCUCAUUUACAGGAGAAAGAGCAAGCAGGCUCUGAGAGACUACAAGAAGGUCCAGAUCCAACUGGAGAACCUGGAAACCAGCGUGAGAGACCGCUGCAAGAAAGAGUUCACAGACCUGAUGACAGAGAUGAUGGACAUGUCCAGUGACUUGGUGGGCUCUGGCAUCCCUUUCCUCGACUAUCGGAUGUACGCCGAACGCAUUUUCUUCCCCGGCCACCGGGAGUCUCCACUGAGGCGAGACCUGGAUGUUCAGGAGUGUCGACGGCAGACGGUGGAACAGGGCCUGGUGCAGCUGUCCAACCUGCUCAACAGUAAACUCUUCCUCACCAAGUUCAUUCACACCCUGGAGAGCCAGCGGACCUUCUCUCCCAGAGACAGAGCCUACGUGGCCUCCCUGCUGACGGUGGCGCUGCACGGCAAACUGGAGUAUUUCACUGACAUCCUUAAGACUCUGCUCAAUGACCUGGUGGAGCAGUAUGUGGCCAAGAAUCCCAAACUGAUGCUCCGACGAACAGAGACGGUAGUGGAGAAGUUGCUGACAAACUGGAUGUCCAUCUGCCUCUAUGCUUUCCUCAGGGACUCAGCAGGGGAGUCCCUCUACAUGCUGUUCAGGGCCAUAAAGCACCAGGUAGAUAAAGGACCAGUGGACGCUGUGACCGGCAAGGCCAAGUACACCCUCAAUGACAACCGCCUUCUGCGAGAGGACGUGGAGUACAAGACCCUGACUCUGAAUGUUUUGGUGCAGGGUGGGGGAGUGAACGAGACCCAGCCGCUGCCCUCCAAAGUGCUGGACUGUGACACCAUAACACAGGUGAAAGAGAAACUGCUGGAUCAGGUGUACAAGGGGACCUCCUUCUCCCACCGGCCCCAUGCAGACUCACUGGACCUGGAGUGGCGUUCUGGUGUUGCCGGUCACCUCAUCCUGUCAGACGAGGACUUGACGUCUGUGGUUCAGGGCAGCUGGAAACGCCUCAACACGCUGCAGCACUACAAGGUCCCAGACGGUGCUACAGUGGCGCUGGUCCCUCGUCACACCAAACACAUUCACCAUGACAACCACGACUAUGUGGCAGGAGAGAAGACUCCAAUGCUGGAGGAUGCAGACGAAGGCGGAGUGAGACUGUGGCAUCUGGUGAAAGCCAGCGAGGAGCCGGAGCUGCCCAAACACCGCAGGGGCAGCCUGAGGGAGCGGGAGAGGGCCAAGGCCAUCCCGGAGAUCUACCUGACCCGGCUGCUGUCCAUGAAGGGGACGCUGCAGAAGUUCGUGGACGAUCUGUUCACGGUCAUCCUCAGCACCAGUCGCCCUGUCCCGCUGGCUGUCAAAUACUUCUUUGACCUGCUGGAUGACCAGGCAGGACAACAUGGCAUCUCUGACCCAGAGACGAUACACAUUUGGAAGACCAACAGUCUGCCUCUGCGCUUCUGGAUCAACAUCGUGAAGAACCCCCAGUUUAUCUUUGACGUCCAGGCUUCAGACCAUGUGGACGCAGUGCUCUCUGUCAUCGCCCAGACCUUCAUGGACUCCUGCACCAUCGCUGAGCACAAGCUGGGGCGGGACUCUCCCAUCAACAAGCUGCUGUAUGCCAGAGACAUCCCACGCUACAAACAGAUGGUAGAAAGGUACUAUGCUGACAUUAGGCAGACCAUCUCAGCCAGUGACCAGGAGAUGAACUCUGCUCUGGCUGAACUGUCCAGGAACUACUCUGGAGAACUCAACUACCUGGUGGCACUGCACGAGCUGUACAAGUACAUCAAUAAAUACUAUGACCAGAUCAUCACAGCGCUGGAGGAGGACACCACAGCCCAGAAAAUGCAGCUCGGCUACAGACUGCAGCAGAUCGCGGCUGCCGUGGAGAAUAAGGUCACUGACUUGUGACAGAGGAAACAUCCGACAGAGCCACGGGAAACCGAGCGUGUUGGGCAUCGGGAGGCGAUUUGAGAGACUUGCACCCUGCAGUUCAAACUGAAAAGCAAGAGAGCAGCAGAAAGACAAUUGGGGAGAUCAUACAGCCUUUGUUUUUGGAGAAAAUCAAAGAGCCAUAUGUUUUUUGAAGAAACUUUUUUCCACACUUAAGAAUCAGAUCAGCAGAUUCCUGUUGGCAUGGUGAUUUUAGUCCAGGACUCUGAGGCCUUGAGCUCUCAGUAGAAGCAGGACAGCACAUGGACACCACACAAACGUGGACAGAGAGGACAGAGGAUAUGCUGCACCAGUCGGGCCUGCUGUCCCUACGUUGACUUUAUGAAGGGAGGACAAACAGAAAGAAAGCAGCUGGACCGCAGUCAGCUGAUCUGAUAGAACUGAUAAAAGGGGGAUUUUAUGUCGCUGUUUCCCCUCCGUAGUGAAUUUUAUGCGGUACUUCUUGUGUGCUUGUUGCUGCUGUAUGGUCAAAAGUUAUUUCUUUGUGUGUCUACAGUGAUUUGUGUGAGUGUGUGUGUGUGUAGUUAUCUGUUUUGCAUUGCUUUUCAGUCUACACCUGUUUUCACAUUUCUGGUUUCUAGUACAAAGUAUUGAAGUAACUGGUUGCUAUUUUGUUUUGUUUUUUAGAUGUUAUAGUUGGCAGUAUUCAGAAAACAGUGAACUCAGCUUGAUUUUUUUUUUCCUCCCUGAAAUGGACACACAUUUAAGAAUGGAACCCACCUUUACUUAAAGCAAAUUGCUGAGAGUUUAACAAGUCGCUGCCUCUCUCUACCUCAGCCUGCUGUGCUGCAUCAAAUACUUUUGACUUUCUGUGAUCUUACUGACCCUUGUGUACAUUUCAACCAGCUGCAACUACCAGUGCAGUAGCACAGAUCUGCCCUCAUGCACAGGUACAGAAACACCUGCUGGACAUUCUCAUUUGCAGCACACACACACACACACACACACACACAUUUCAGACUUUUCCAGCUCAUUACUUUGUUUGAUGUGUUUGAGAUUGGAAAUGAAACCCUGCUCCCUGGAGCAUUUUAAGGUACUUAAACCCUGACAGUUACAGUUUACCCUGUUUUUGUUUCUCGCUUUUAUACGUAUUCAUGUGAAUGUGUCUGUAGUGUACAAGUCACUGGAAACACGUUAAGGAAAAACAAAAAAAAAUCCUUCCAUAAAGAAAUUCAUAUUAAUGAAGUUAGUGCACACCACAGUGUUUUAUCGUGUAAGUUGGUCACAUUUCUGUUUUGUACAUUUUUAACAUUCCCUUUAGGUUCUGAACAAUGGUUUAAAUUAUGGUUCACCUUGUUCCAGUCCAAGCCAAGGUAAUGGUACACUUGGAAAUGUUUUGUCGCGGUCAGUAUACAGUUGUUGAAUUGAGCACAAGGUGGCACUGCUUCAUGUGCUGAAGGUCUGUAUGGCCUUUUUGUUUUGUCAAGUCGAUGCAGGUUAUGUAUUGAUCAUACUGCAACUGGUUCAGUAGGUAUAGUUGAUCAUGUCACAUCGCUCUGCUUUCAGUUGGAGCGCAGAGAGACUUUGUAUACAUGAGCUAACCUUUGCUGAUGUUUUUUGUGUUUGUUUUUUAUUAUUAUUUAAAUGAGACUGAAAUGGCUUCCGUGGGUUAGUGAGGCUGGGUAUGGUGGGACAUUUGCUGAUGCCAGUCUGGUGUCAUACUCCGUUUAAAUAGUGUUUCUGAUAACACUGCCCUUUGUGGUGAGGUUUAGGGCUUAAUUUAGGUUCAUUUUUAGAUUACGGUUAGACAUUGCAGGGAUAACUGGGUUCAGGUGAACGCAUGAGGAACCCAAAUGACAGGGACAAACAGGCUUUGACACAACACUGGUAACAAUAAUUUCAGCACCAAAACAAUUAAAUUGUUCAGUACCUUAUUUCAGAGAAUAUAUACACAUUUUUUUUUCAAAUUAGUGCUAUAAACAGUUUAGUCUGCACUUAACAAAUAAUGAUGUUUGAUACCCAGCCCCAGUCACCAGCGACCAAAAAAGCAACUAUUGAACGGAUGUUUCCAUACACUGUCAGUUCAGAUGGGGACGGUUAUGAUAAAGACAGGCCAUCUGAGGAAAAAAUGUAACUCUUUUAUUAGGCUGUAUAAAUUUGGAGAUGUAGAGCAGGCUCUGCAAGGAGCAGUUUUAAGGAUGUUUCUUAUUUUGUGUGAUAAUAUCAUUGUACAUACCGAUUUAAAAUGUAACUGUAGUGAUUUAACCUGUUUAAAAGAGAAGCUGUAACUUCUCACAGAUGCUGAUGUAAUAAAGUAUUCUUAAAAUGA
Messenger RNA from Scatophagus argus, 9783 nucleotides. It is a transcript of the gene plxnb1b, whose product is annotated as plexin b1b. The transcript is spliced from 41 exons. Gene Ontology annotation, molecular function: protein binding; semaphorin receptor activity. The record is from RefSeq and is a predicted model, not a curated record. Gene Ontology annotation, cellular component: semaphorin receptor complex. Gene Ontology annotation, biological process: regulation of cell migration; semaphorin-plexin signaling pathway involved in axon guidance; positive regulation of axonogenesis. Bases 741 to 7472 code for a protein of 2243 amino acids. NCBI's taxonomy places the organism in Eukaryota, Metazoa, Chordata, Actinopteri, Scatophagidae.